Messenger RNA from Neospora caninum, 2256 nucleotides. RefSeq lists its product as hypothetical. The coding region runs from base 1 to 2256 and encodes 751 amino acids. NCBI's taxonomy places the organism in Eukaryota, Apicomplexa, Conoidasida, Eucoccidiorida, Sarcocystidae. The record is from RefSeq and is a predicted model, not a curated record. The transcript has 2 exons.
AUGCAAGGCUCUGAAGAUUCUCGAGAUCUCGUCUCUGGCAGCAGCGCGGGGGGUACGCACGUGUCUGAACAGCACACUGGACCUUUGGAAGAUGUUGGUCACGCCGAUCCCUGGUGUACGUACACUCCAGCGCAGCGCAUUGCAGUGUCGUGCGGGCCCCCCGACAGGCGCCGUGCCUUUGUUUGCUGUCCUUGCUGGCUGCAAACCCGUGUGCUUUGGCCAGCCUCCGCGUUGGCUGCCGAGGGCCUUGCGGUCACUUUAGCGGAGAGGAAACUGGGGGAACUUGGCCCGCUUUUAGGCGCGAAACAUGUGUCCGUUUCUUUGGCACCGCGGGCCUGCGGCCAGCCAAGCCUCUCCGAGGACAGCGACGCUGAUGAGGUGUACAUACACUCGAACGAGGGGCGGAUUGACGACGCCGUGGACCGUGCAGGCAUCCACAGAAGCGAGCUUCCAUGUGUGUCCCCACGAAAGCACGCCUCGGUGUCAGAAGGAAACGGCUACGCUUCUUUAUCUAGUGAAGCAGGGGGGGAAAGAACCCAAAGAGGCUUUGAAGGGGGGAGCCCAAGCGACAGCAGGACCGAAGGCAGAGAAAGGCACACGGCAGGAAGAGGCGCAGAUGAGGGUGAAAAACGAGAGAGAAGCGAAACCGGUUCGUGGGCGUCGCUGCCUCUGUUCCGCCUGCAGCGCUUGAACCUCUACACCACAACGCAGCGGAUGCUGUCGUUGGAAGAAAGGCAGGCGUUGCUGGACGCCCUCAGAAAGGCUCUUUCGGAGCGGCAGAAGGCCCCGGGACGUGCGGGCGCACCGCGCACGAUCUCCACGCUUGAGGGUGCCGAGAGGGGAGGAGAAACAGGACAAACCUCGCAGGCAACAAGCGGGGAAGCAGCACGUGCACGGGGACAGCAGCCUGGCGAAGAAGCCCGAGACCGCGAGGGAUCGCAAGCGCACACGCAAGCACCCAAAGGGGAGGAAGGGCAAGACGCAGCCACUCUGGCCUUUGUCAUGCUCGCCAGUCCGUCCGCAGUGUGGAGCUGGGUUGCGAACGGACUUCCUCUGGAAGAGUCCCAUCUGCAUGCGCCGGUGUUUCCUUCGUAUACAGCGAUCCACGCCGGAGCCAAGCAAAUCAUCACGGCCCCUGGCCGAAAAAAGUCGUCCGGCCGUUCGUCUGCCUCCGCUUCUCCCCCUGCCUCUCCAUUUUCUUCCUCUCCGCCGGCUCCUCAGGGCUCACAUGCGUCAGCCGAGAGAACGACGCAGCCUCGCGCGGAUAUCAGCCACGUGUUGUCCACGGAAGCAGACUUUAUGCGUCUGCUGGAGGAAUGCAAGAGCAGCCUCAUUGAAGGACGCGAAGCAGAGAAAAGGCGGAAGCGCGAAGCGCAGAAACUCGUGGCUCUUGCGAUCGGCCCGACGACUGCGGCCGCCGCCCGCCACGCAGGGUUUGCCAAGGUCGUUGCGGCUUCUCAGCCGGGUCUCGUGAACUGGACCGAGACGCUUUUUCAGGUGAUCGAGAACCACAUCGAAAAAGAAAAGGAAAACAGAACAAGGGACGAGGGCUGCAACGCGCAGGAGGGUGAAGGCGACGUCGAUGCAGCAAGCAGAGAGGCGGAAGGUGGAGAGGAAGAAGACGGAGGCGCUUGCCGCUUCAAAACGACGAAGCCGGCAAAAGUUCAUGUGCUUGUUCUUUUAACGAGAGAAGAAGGAAAAAACAUGGAACUGGUGAACUUCCUGAGGAACAAAGGAGUCCCUGUCGAUUUCUCUACCCUCAAUAACGCACUCCAAGCUGACACAGAGGCCGCCAAGAACCAAGCAGACGAAAAGCAAACUUCUUCCCUUCUCGCGCCUUCUUCAUCUCCUUCGUCUGUCCCCUCUACCUCUCCCUCUUCUUCUCCAAAUGCGUCGGCAGCCUCUGCUUUGAGAGGGUGCGCCGGCGGAGGGGAGGAGCGUACCGUCGUGGCCGGAGGUAGCAAAGGCGGAAGCAGCAUCGCGAGCAGGGAAUGGGAGACAGGAGGAGUGGGAACAGAGACAGGAGGAAUGGGAACCGAGAAAGGAAGCGUGAUAGGGGAGACAGGGCAUGGUCGUGGGGGCGGGGACUUACACAACAUUGUCAUGAAGGUCGUUGAAGUUCCUCUGCUUAGAACCGAGGCCUCACGUGGGGUCUUUAAGAGGGAUCAGGCAAUUUUGGAGGAUUUGCUGGCCUCGAACGUCAUGGCGUCUCUAGAGGCACGUGCGACCCACCGAACGGAUCAGUCGCCGCAGUGA